AUGAAACCGCCGAUUGCCAACGUCAAUGUUUGUCUUCUUCCGCGUGAUCACCACGGAUAUACCUGGCUGCAAAGGGUGCCAUGUGAGGCAUCCAGCAAGGGGUCCAACGCACCAAACCAGGAUUCGCAUUACCAUGAUCAGAGUGAAGGAUUCGAAUGGUUGGGCUACAUGGCAGCCGGGAGCAGAGAGGCGCGGCCCACUGGGACACAGCGCAUGGUGAUCCUGAAUUUGAAUAAAUUCUCCGAUGCGUCUGCUCCGUUUGAAGUCUGUGGUGGUAUCGGUCAGUAUCAAAACCCGAUUAUUACGAUUACUAUCGCUACAUUACCGACGUGGCGAUCUCUACUUGCUCUUCGCAAAAGAAGAAACAACCUGGUCGGAUCUGAUGCAACGCUUCGAAAUGGCCUCCGAUCCCCACGACCCGGCGGGCCUCCGCUGGCUGGAGACACUCAUUCCCGGGCGUAUACUUCGUGUCCACAUUCGGCUCGCUCAUCACAUUCACGUCGACAGUGGGCAUCUUCGGUCUUUAUCGCGCUGAGCUGGCUUUUCUUCACGCUUUCGCUAGCCCUAGCGACGCUGAGUUCUAUGGCGCUCACAUUUCAACGUCACCAUGUUCGCGACGCUUUCGAGCGCGGGUACAAGAGUUGGCGUGGCGGGGCGGGGACCAGGACGGCCGGCGAGAGGGGCGUUGUUUUCGGCAUUGUCGUGCUUGGCUGCGGGAUGUGGUUGAUGCUGCUUGUUUGUUUGGCAUUUGUGUUCUUGAGCUUGAGCGUCGCCAGCUAUUGUUUGGCCGUGGGCUGGAUCAGCUUCGUGGUCAGUGUGGGCAUGAUGGUUGUUGCCGUGCUGUUUUGGGUGUUGAUGAUUCAGAGGGAUUGA
This is a messenger RNA of Exophiala viscosa, 873 nucleotides long. RefSeq lists its product as uncharacterized. The record is from RefSeq and is a predicted model, not a curated record. NCBI's taxonomy places the organism in Eukaryota, Fungi, Ascomycota, Eurotiomycetes, Chaetothyriales, Herpotrichiellaceae. Bases 1 to 873 code for a protein of 290 amino acids. The transcript is spliced from 4 exons.